CGUGAAGUAAUUCAUUGUAUCAGAUUGAGAGGAAGCAACGAGCGACUCAACUGGUCGGCGACUCUGCACCGGGAAACACCAAGAAAUCCGACUGCAAGCCAUAUAAACUGCAGGGAUGGCAGCCAUCCGUAAGAAGCUGGUGAUCGUGGGGGAUGGAGCUUGUGGUAAGACCUGCCUUCUGAUCGUCUUCAGCAAGGACCAGUUCCCCGAGGUCUACGUCCCCACUGUGUUCGAGAACUACGUAGCCGACAUAGAGGUGGAUGGCAAACAGGUGGAGUUGGCGCUCUGGGAUACUGCGGGUCAGGAGGACUACGACAGACUGAGACCUCUCUCCUAUCCAGACACUGACGUCAUCCUCAUGUGCUUCUCUAUAGACAGCCCCGACAGCUUGGAAAACAUUCCAGAGAAGUGGACCCCAGAGGUGAAACACUUCUGUCCCAACGUUCCCAUCAUCCUGGUUGGAAACAAGAAAGACCUGCGCAACGAUGAGCACACACGUCGAGAGCUGGCCAAGAUGAAACAGGAGCCAGUGAAGUCAGAGGAGGGCCGGGACAUGGCCGGCAGAAUUGCGGCCUUCGGUUACAUGGAGUGCUCCGCUAAGACCAAGGACGGCGUGCGGGAGGUGUUCGAGAUGGCCACCAGGGCGGCACUGCAGGCCCGCCGCGGAAAGAAGAGCAAUAAAUGUGUCGUGCUGUAAAACGGCUGACAUAUGUGGACUGUUUUCACCCUGGGCUUCUGAACCCAGCAGCUAGGGCUUUGGGAGGGACGGAGGUAUUACUAGAUGGGGGGGGGGGAACGAGUGCAGUAAAUGACUACCGCUGUAAAAUGGCUGUUUGUUGGACUGAAUUUAGCCUGGGACUUGAGUUUGGUGGAGAGGAACGGGUGGGUCGGGGGGGAUGACUACCGCUGUAAACCAUCGGGCUCUUUAUCGGUUUACCAUCAAGUUGGGACAUUUACACCAGCCACCAGCUGAGUGCUGGGACAUUAAUUCUUUUCAUCAAGCCACUUACACUGAUACAGACCAGAUCCUGGUCUAGCUGACCAGUAAAGUUGAUUAAGUUGCUGUUUAAUUAUUGGAUGGUCCAGACUGUGUUCAGUAUGGACAACAACAAAAAAAAUGUUUGGUUUUCCUGCCUGGAUGACUUGACAGAUUGAUGGGAGCAAACAGACAGUAAAUGAGUACCACUGUACGGGGCCACCAGCCGACGAUUUAAACCCGGAAGUAGAGCUGCGAUCCAUGUGGAGUUAGACAGGUGAAGGGAUGGGAAGACUGAAGCGCGGGUGGGACCAUGAUGAGGCCGUAAACACCAAACCUUGCAGCUUGCAGUUUUCAUAUGCCGGGCGGGUUAUUUGAAUGCCCCAAAAAGUAGACAAAUCACCAGUAAACUGUAUUAAUCUACUGCUCCUCAAAAUGGGGAUUCAACCAAGGUUGAGGUUGAUGAGCUUACAGUUCAGUUUGUAAAAUUAGGCAUUUAAAAAAUAGUUUGUUCUGUUCGCGUUGUUUUAGCCACAGUGUUGGUAAGCAAGCGGCCACGUGAUGUCAGGUGCUCCGGUCUAAUGCGUCGUAUCAUCAGAGCGGCGGGGAGCUUCAUGCUCGCAUGUCCAGCUCGGUGCCAUUCGUCUCUCACUGCAGCUAAUCCUGAGCUCACAGUGACAAACAUGUCGAGCAGAGCUCUCGCUGAACUGCAGCUCGUGCACAGUUUGAAUCAAGAGAAAGUUUCCCUCAGCGCUGGUUGUAAAGUAGAGCUUCUUCCUGUGCAUCCUCGCAUGAUCUGUCAUUCAAGUGGCUCUCAUGAAGCUUACUCUCUUCCAGAGGAGCAGCUUCGGGGCUGGACAUUAGGACCCACUAGCUGGUGAAUGUUUACUGAGGCUGGUUUGUCUACUUUAGGAGGUGAUCAGCUGAUCACUAAACGCUCUUCAGACCGUAUCAGUGGAAGUGGCAGGUGAAUUGCGGUCCCACUGGAUGACAACGGUAGUUUUCUGCCCUACAUAGUACAAGCUGCUCCGCUCCCAUCCCUCCCUGAUCCACAUCGCUGACUGCUGGUGCUCAUCUUCCUCUGGUUUUUAAACCAGGACAAAGAACACGGAGAGGAGAGUAUUGUGUUUACAAGCACACCCACACUGAUCUCCUUAUAACGACUAUUCUCUUUUUUUAUUUUUUUUUUUGUGUGUAGGCAUGAAUAAAGUUCAAGUGUACAAUUAUCCACAACUAGUUCAUGUUUGAUCAAAAGAAGGUGCCUGGGAUAUACCACGUUAUCCACCACAUAUACAUGUUUCACCGGUUAACUAUGUUUGCUUGAACAGUUCAACUUAAAAAGACAAACGUGACACUUUUCAUAUCCAGAAAACUCUGCAUGGAAAUGCCAGAAUUGUCAGGUUGGGCUGCCGGAUAUAUUUUUGGGGUAAAACGUGCUGGUGAUCUUCGUCACUAACUAGCAGGGUGAGAAUUAACCACCUGCCUUGUGUAUGUAAUUUUCAUUUUGGGGUAUUUUUUAAGGUCUUUCCCAUUCCUUUAAUGGUAACGGGGGCCAGUCAUAUUUUGGAUUUAUCCUCGGCCAGCCUUCCCUGACUUUUCUGCGUGUUUUACUGGCAGAUGAUUCCGGCUCUCUUUACGGCGUUGAACCCUCCUGUUCUUCUUCCUGGCCUACAGGGAGGACCCUGUUCCAGGAACUUGGUCUUGUGUUGUUUUUAUACUUUAUUUCCUGCUUUUAAGAAAAGAAAAAAAAGUCAUAAAUAUGUUGUCAGUAUUUAAAAUAGGGGGUGGAAGACUAUGGGACUGCUUAUGUGUCGUCGCUUUAGUUAAUUCUUCUUCCGUGCUUUACCUGAAUUCUUCUGGUGAUUGACAGUUGGUUGUACGGACCUGUCAAUCAUCAUCCCUGCCAAAUGCUGUUGUUGGGCAGUCAGGAGAAAAGCUGGCCUCGGCUGCCUGUCUGGAGCAUCGCCGGCUCUUCUCGUUAUGAAAACAAACUUGGCUGAAAAGACAAAAGGAAAAACAAUAAGUCUCCUUAUGUACAAAUCAUUUUUAUUUACACUUUUAUUGUAUUUUUAGAUCCUAAUUUUGGAUGCUGAUGCCGUGAUGUAAACCCAGGAACAGGAAAACCAAGCUGUAUGCAAAGUCUGUAAAUAUAAAACGUGGGUUUGUUCAUACUAGAAUACACACACGCACAGGACUGGAAACUGUAUUUGUAAACUAGCUUUGGUUUGUGUAAUAAAUUACUUUCUAUAACA
Anarrhichthys ocellatus (wolf-eel) is the source of this 3228-nucleotide messenger RNA. RefSeq names its product rho-related GTP-binding protein RhoA-B-like. Gene Ontology annotation, biological process: small GTPase-mediated signal transduction. NCBI's taxonomy places the organism in Eukaryota, Metazoa, Chordata, Actinopteri, Perciformes, Anarhichadidae. The record is from RefSeq and is a predicted model, not a curated record. The transcript is spliced from 5 exons. Bases 116 to 697 code for a protein of 193 amino acids. Gene Ontology annotation, molecular function: GTPase activity; GTP binding.